Dromiciops gliroides (monito del monte) is the source of this 1444-nucleotide messenger RNA. It is a transcript of the gene CBLIF, whose product is annotated as cobalamin binding intrinsic factor. Bases 73 to 1323 code for a protein of 416 amino acids. The record is from RefSeq and is a predicted model, not a curated record. NCBI's taxonomy places the organism in Eukaryota, Metazoa, Chordata, Mammalia, Microbiotheria, Microbiotheriidae. Gene Ontology annotation, molecular function: cobalamin binding. The transcript is spliced from 9 exons. Gene Ontology annotation, biological process: cobalamin transport.
GGAAGGGAAGGGCCACUUCUGCUGAAACAGAAGAGGAGUCGGUUACCCUCCUGUAGAAGAGCCCAACAGAAGAUGAAGAUGAUCCUGUUUACAGUCGCUCUCUGGGGCCUCCUCUGGGCAGUGAAUGGGGCCCACACCCUCCCCUGGAGUGAGUGCUCUAUUCCCACAGAAAAGCAAGCCUUGGUGGAUGACCUGCAAGAUGUCAUGGAGAGUUCUGUGACUCCAUCUUCCUUUCCCAAUCCCAGCAUCCUGAUUGCCAUGAACCUGGUGGGGACCCAGAAUGCAGAAGCCCAGAAGCUCCUUACCAAAACCAUCAUGUCGAUUGACUCAACAGAUCUGACCGUUGGCCAGCUAGCCCUCAACAUCAUGGCUCUCACUUCAUCCUGCCAAGAUCCUGGAAAUAGACUCUCUCUUCUGAAAAGGAAAAUGGAGAAUUGGGUAUCUUCAAGCCCACAAGACCCAUAUUCAGUCUUCUAUGGACCCAGCCUGGGACUCUUGGCACUGUGCCAGAAGAACCAAGAGGGCACCUUGGAUCUGGCUGUCGGGUUUGCCAAGAUGUUGCUAGCCAACGUCUCGCCCUUCAACGUGGAUACUGGAGCUUUGGCCACCUUGGCCCUGACUUGUGUUAGCAACAUGAUCCCUGAAGAUCUGGAUGAUGAAUACAGUGAGUUCUUUGGUCACGUAUUAACAAAUAUUGUGGAGAACCUCAGCAGGAGAAUUGAAGACAAUGGCCUUAUUGGGGGACUGUACAGCACGGGCUUAGCCAUGCAGGCUCUCUCUGUGCAACCUGUAGAGAAGUGGAACUGCGGGAAGACCAUAGAAAGAGUACUCAAGGAGAUUGAGCAGAAUCAAUUUGCUAACCCCAUGUCUAUCGCUCAGAUCCUUCCUUCCCUGAAGGGCAAAACUUACUUAGAUGUGCCCCGUAUCACUUGUUCUAUUGAUCAAGAGGUGAGGCAAACUCUACAGAGACAGCCUGGCUCCCUCUGGACCUCAGAUUCUGAUAUCACAGUGACUUACACAAUCAAUAACCAGCUGAGGGGAGUGGAACUGAUCUUCAACGAAACGGAGGUGGUCAGUGUGAGAAAAGGAUCAUUCCUCCUUGCCGUUCUAGAAGAAGCCCAGCGCAAAAACCCCAAAUUCAAAUUUGAAUCCAGAAUGACAUCUUGGGGCCUUUAUAUCACCUCCAUCAACAACAUCCAUGAAGUGGAAAACCACAGGACCUACUGGCAAUUCCUUAGUGGCAAAACUCCUUUGGAUCAAGGGGUUGGCUCCUACAUCCCCUAUAACAAUGAACACAUCACAGCCAAUUUCACACAGUACUAAGAUGACCUCCGUGCUCAACUUUUUAUCAACUUUACCCCAGGGAAGGAGAGAGGCUCAUACCCGCACCUGCCCUACAAAGUUCAGUGACAAUUACACAGAAAUAAAAGACGCAUUGAAGAAA